Cavia porcellus (domestic guinea pig) is the source of this 1106-nucleotide messenger RNA. RefSeq names its product SET domain containing 9 (gene Setd9). The coding region runs from base 80 to 979 and encodes 299 amino acids. The record is from RefSeq and is a predicted model, not a curated record. Gene Ontology annotation, molecular function: protein binding. NCBI's taxonomy places the organism in Eukaryota, Metazoa, Chordata, Mammalia, Rodentia, Caviidae. The transcript has 6 exons.
GGACAGCCCGGUCCCCGCUCCUCCCCGGCAGGGCGGGACCGCACCCGCGCCCGCCUCGGUCACGGGGCCGCGGGCAGCCAUGCCCGGCCGCCUGCUGCGGGGCCUGUGGCAGCGGUGGAGCCGUUACAAGUACCGCUUCGUUCCCUGGAUCGCGCUGAAUCUGAGCCACAACCCGAGGACCCUUCGAUAUGUUCCAGAGGAAUCCAAAGACAAAGUUAUCUCAGAUGAAGAUGUCCUAGAAACAUUACUGGAAGUUUUCCAGGCUUUAUUCUUAAACGAUCUCAAUAAACAAUCGGACAUCUUGACCCUACUUCCACAAUCUGUUAAGUCAAAAUAUCAAGAUCUACUGGCACUUCAGCAUCACAGGGUGAAUCUGCUUGAAAAUAGACAUCAACUGCAAAAUAUUUUUAAACCAGAAGAAAUUCUUUAUAAGACAUUGGGUUUCAGUGUUGCCCGAGCAACUAGCUCGCUGAUUUCUGCAGGAAGAGGUGUCUUCGUUACUAAAGGCUUGGUACCAAAAGGCGCAGUUGUGUCUAUGUAUCCUGGUACAGUAUAUCAGAAGUAUGAGCCGAUCUUUUUCCAGUCCAUUGGAAACCCAUUUAUUUUUAGAUGCCUGGAUGGAACACUCAUUGAUGGAAAUGACAAAGGAAUAUCAAAAGUUGUAUACAGAUCUUGCAGUGGAAGAGAUCGGCUUGGCCCUUUAAAAAUGAGUGAUGCUACAUGGCUAACAUCAGAAAUUCAUAAUCCACUGGCUAUUGGACAGUAUGUCAACAAUUGUUCAAAUGACAGAGCAGCUAAUGUCUGUUACCAGGAAUUUGAAGUGCCUGCAGUUUUCCCUAUAGAACUAAAGCAGUAUCUUCCAAACAUUGCCUACAGCUAUGACACACAAAGCCCACUUCGAUGUGUUGUUCUUGUUGCAUUGAGAGACAUCAAGCAAGGAGAAGAGCUGUUUUCAAACUACUACACAAUUGUCAGCUAGUUUGGUGAAUUAGAAAUUAGGUUUUCCACUUAGCUACCAUAUUGAGUUAACUCUAAAAGGUUCUUUUGUAAAUCAUUUUGAAUUUCACCUGCUGAAUAAAUAUUUUGGAACUUAAUUGAAAUAAGAA